Melospiza georgiana is the source of this 4734-nucleotide messenger RNA. RefSeq names its product FERM and PDZ domain containing 2 (gene FRMPD2). Bases 1 to 4734 code for a protein of 1577 amino acids. The transcript is spliced from 33 exons. Gene Ontology annotation, cellular component: cytoskeleton. Lineage: Eukaryota; Metazoa; Chordata; Aves; Passeriformes; Passerellidae. The record is from RefSeq and is a predicted model, not a curated record. Gene Ontology annotation, molecular function: protein binding.
AUGGUAUCUACUGCAGCAGGCAUGAGCAGUUCCUGUGUGACAUUGGCUGAGGUCCUGUGGGCAAAAGGAAGCUCUCUGGAGGAAGAAGAAAUAUGGGCACUCCUGCACCUGUCCACAAGGCAGCUUCUGGAGGAUCUUCACAGAGACCCUGCCAUCUGUGUGAUUUGCCCGUGGUCAGUACUACUGUCUGUUGAAGGAAAUUUGUUUUUCCAAAACCAUGCAUCUCAGACAGAAGCUGCCCCUUUCAGUGCACCAGAAUUGCUCCACCGCCCAAGUAAAAACCAGCACUUUGGACUAACAAAGAUGCUGGUGUAUUCCUUAGGAAUGACCCUCUAUUGGUCAGCAGAUUACCAGGUUCCUCCAAACCAGUCCCUCCAGCUGAGUGACCAACUACAUACACUCUUGCUGACACUGUGUGAAGAUCUGCCUCAUAGAAGACUUUCUCCUGAAUCCAUUCUGGAAGCAUGCGAAGCACAUCAGAAGGAAUCUGCUUCCUUACCAGCAAAAUUCUACAUAAAGAGAAUGGUUCAGUUUGCAGUGGGAAGUGUCAGUGAGACGGAGCAGGUGGUCACUGAAGACAGCACAGCCUCCCAGCUCAACAGAAGUCACGUGAUAAGGAAAAGACUGCAUGAAAAAAUAUCGGACACCUCAACACUGGCAUCCCAGAUGAAUUUCCACCAAGGAAGAGUUCCAGAGACACACAGAUCAUGUGACACCACACUUAGUGGAUCAAGGACAGAAAGCAGCUACAAGCUCUUCAUAAACAGUGCUUAUACUGAUUUCUCUCACUCGUGUCAGUCAUACCCAGCCCUGCACCACCACUGUACUGGAGAGUUGCAGUUUUCAGGUCCAGAAUUUGUUAUUUUGUCUAGUGAGCCACCAGUGACCUUACAGCUGCCUGGAUCAAUUGUGACUAAAAAAGGGAAAUCCUAUUUGUCCCAAAGGGAUCUCAAUGUGAUUCUACUCAAUGGGCAGUGCCUUGAGGUGCAAUGUGACAUCAAGACCAAGGCAAGAGAUGUUUUCAACACUGUGGUGGCAUAUGCAAACUUGGUGGAACAUUUCUACUUUGGCUUGGCUUACCUGAAAGGUAAAGAAUUCUUCUUUUUGGAUGAGGACACCAAACUCUACAAAGUGGCCCCAGAUGGCUGGAAUGACCAACCCAAGAAGAAAAUGUCCAUCAUUAAUUUCACUCUCUUUAUAAGGAUAAAAUUCUUUGUCAACCACUUUAAUGUUAUUCAGCAUGGCUUGACAAGGCAUCAGUUUUACCUGCAGCUUCGUAAAGAUAUUUUGGAGGAGCGAUUAUAUUGCAGUGAUGAGACUGCCCUGAAACUCGGCGCUUUGGCUUUACAGGCAGAGCUUGGCAAUUAUGCUUCUGAGAUGCAUGGGAAGAGCUAUUUUCGUGUUGAAGACUACGUCCCAGCCAGUCGAAUAGAGAAAAUGACCCUGGCAUACGUACAGCGAGAGCUUGCUAAAUUACAUCGCAUGAAUCGCUCCCUAUUUGAGGAUGAAGCUGAACUGGAGUUUUUAAAGGUGACUCAGCAGCUUCCUGAAUAUGGAGUGUUAUUCUAUCGUGUGUCCCAAGAGAAGAAAGGGACAGAAGGGGACAUCAUCCUGGGAAUCUGUGCCAAAGGCAUCAUCGUCUAUGAGAACAAAAAUCACACAAGAAUUGCCAGUUUAAGAUUUCAGUGGCGUGAAACAGAGAGAAUUUCAGCUCAUAGAAAAAAAUUCAUGAUUGAAAGCAGUUUCAGUGGUAAGAAACAUACCUUCAUUACUGAUACAGCAAAGACAUGUAAAUACCUACUGGACCUCUGCUCUGCCCAGCACAAAUUCAAUGCACAGAUGAAUUCUAGGCAACUUCGUCAAACCUCAUCAGAGGACAGUAAAUUUGUGGAAAUCGACAAAUCAAAUUCUGCGUAUGCAGCUCAGCGUGAACACCUUGCCCUUAUUCAGAGACUGUCUCGCUCAGAGAAUGUGCUCUAUGGCACAAACCUGGAAAACCUUUCUGCUGGGAUGAUGAGCAAAUCUUGUGAUAACCUCAGCGUGGAAACCAACAAUAGGACUAGACACAAAAGCAACCUUGGCAGGUCUCUAUCAGGGCUAUCCCAGUCAGAAAUGCACAUCAAUUUGAAUGGAAAGCAAAGGAGUUAUGAUUUUCUCUCUAUCCAUUCAACUCAGAACACCAUCAGUGCACCUGGAUCACCAGCCACCCAAAAGGAAGUUUUGCUAAGUGGUCUAGAAAGAGAAAUCAUAUGUGUCAGCCUAAAACGUGACCCUAAGAAUGGAUUUGGUUUUGUAAUUAUUGGAGGAGAAAAUGUAGGAAAAUUAGACCUCGGUAUCUUUAUCGCUUCAAUUAUUCCUGGGGGACCUGCAGACAGAGCUGGAAAUAUCAAACCAGGAGGACGACUCAUCUCUGUGAAUAAUAUCAGUCUGGAGGGUGUUUCAUUUAAUACUGCAGUUAAAAUCAUACAGAACUCUCCUGAUGAAGUGGAGCUCAUCAUCUCUCAACCCAAAGACAUGUAUGAAGAAGGAUUAAAUGAAGAAAAGAAUCUAUCAAGAGGAAACAGCACUAGUGGAUCUGAGAUCUCUUGUGUAGACAGUGGGAGAAAAAAGAUUCAGGAUUGUCAUACAGCUCUCCCCAAAGAACAGGACACAAAUACAGAACUUGAGAAAACUCUCCCUUGGAAUUUAGCAUCAAAAUUGGGCCCUAGGAUUCCAGCUCCUUCAGCUAAUAGCCUGGAUAUAGAGGCAGCUGAUUCUUCCCACUUACCAUCUCCAUCAGAAACCAACUCAAAGGAAGUCUACACGGUGGAGCUUCUUAAAGAAGAUGGGACUUUUGGAAUCAGUGUGACUGGUGGAAUUAACACCAGUGUGCGUCAUGGUGGGAUAUAUGUGAAGUCAAUUAUUCCCAGGGGACCAGCAGAUAAGGAUGGACAAAUAAAGAUAGGUGAUCGUCUGCUGGAAGUAGAUGGCAUCAGCCUCUGUGGCAUCACCCACAAACAGGCUGUGGAACACCUUAAGAAAUCUGGACAGAUUGCCAGACUGGUUCUAGAAAGGGGAAACUACCAAUUCACAGAGCCUUGUCAGACUGCUAAUGACAGAAAGGAGGACCAAUGUGCAGUUGUUUCUGUGGCAACAUCCCUCACAGAUGGCACCAAGGACUGCUGCUUUUUGACAGAUGAUAACACAUUUGAAGUGAAAUUAACCAAGAAUUCUGGAGGCCUUGGAUUUAGUGUUCUGCAGAUGGAAGGAGAUGCUUGUGAACACCUUGGAGGAGCUAUUGUCAGGAUCAAAAGACUGUUUCCAGGGCAGCCAGCGGAAGAGAAUGGAGAAAUUGAAGUUGGAGAUGUCAUUUUAGCUGUGAAUGGGAAACCUCUCAAAGGGCUCCUGUAUCAGGAUGUCCUGCACUUGUUAAGAGGAGCUCCUCAAGAAGUUACACUGCUACUUUGCAGACCACCAAAAGGUGUUCUUCCAGAAAUAGAGCCAAUUGCCAUGACUCCAGCACCAUCUCCAAUUAAGGACUUUGUGGCAGAAAUGCCAGGCAGCACAGGGGCAGGAAACAGCAUGGAUCAAUCUACCAGUGAUGGAAGUAGCACCUCUCCAGACCUCGAAGACUGCCUUGAUUCUCCAGUGGGAGAAGAUUUCAGUGAGCCUCCUGAGGAUGACAGCUCAGCUUACGAAGAGCAGGAAGCUGAGUUUCAAGAGAAACCCAUACAGAAACUCCCAACUUCCAGAGAAAGUUUCUAUAAGCAUCUUUGGAAGAUUCAUCAAGAAGCUUCCAGUUCUGAAGUCUUCCACUCUCUAGAGGAGGAAGUGAAGCAGAACUGCUACUCACCAUGUGAGUUUGGGCAGGCCAAAAGCCACGUAUUUAAUAAGAGUCAUGAUGACCUAUUGAACACAAAAUGUAUGCCUGAAACUCUCUCUCUAACCCCUAUUGAUGAAGAGUAUCUCACUGUCAGCUCAAUGUCUGUGACCUCCCUUCCACGAGGAGGAAGCUCCAAGACAGUCUCUGCAACCCCACAGCCACGUGUUUGUGGUCCCUCAUCACCAUCCCUGCCUGCCAGAGAGACACAUGACAGUGACAAUGAAUGGGAAGACUUGGAGGAACCCGAGGAAGAGAAGGAAGAAAAUGAAGAGUGCAUUCAGGAAAUGGAGAUCUUUGUGACUUUGACAAAGUCAGAGAACAAUGGUUAUGGAUUCUCUGUAGUUCUUAACAAAAUCGACACCUGCCUGUAUGUUGAUGAAAUCUUGAAUGAUCCUGCCCUUUCUGAUGGAAGAUUGAGAAGGGGAGACAGAAUCAUUAUGGUGAAUGGAAUUGAUGUCACAUCUUUGCCAUGCAAUGAAGUCCUGACUUUACUGCAAAGCUCUCCUCCAGAUCUGCACCUUGUGGUUGGCCGUGCCGACAGUGACCCACGUCCCUCAGUUAGGCCAGAGGACAUUCCUGAAAUUACUCUCACAAAGGGUGCUGAUGGACAGCUAGGCUUGAAGCUGACAGGAGGAGCUGGAAGCACAUUACAAGGUAUUUAUGUGCUAGACAUAGUGCCUGGCUCUCCUGCCAGUGUGGAAGGCAGUUUGCAGCCACGAGAUCAGAUUGUUUACAUCUGUGGACUGUGCACUGAGGGCAUUAGCCUGGAUGAUGCAGUGAGAGUGUGUGAAGCUGCCACCCAGAAUGUUCAAAUCAAAGCCACAAGAAAUGGCAAUCCAGUGGUUCCUAUAGAGCAGGAAAAUAGUAAGUAA